GGGGGCGGGGCGGGGCAUGAGGAGCAGAGAGAGGGAGAGAAAUCCUGGAGGCCUCUCAGGGAAGCGGCGAGUCCGCCGACGCCUCCCGCCCAGUUCCCCUCAGUCAAGCGAGGCUGGCGGGGGGCGGGCGGGAAACGGACGCGUAGCGGCGCUGCUCCCGUAAAGCAGCGCGAGAUCCUCGUCACCUUCCUCAGGUGCGCUGACCCGGCAGCCAGAAGCGGCGUCCUCCCAGGGCGCGUGCGCGUGCGUCUCGUCAGUAUGAUUUGAAACAGUGACCAUGGAUUUUUCACGUCUUCACACGUAUACCCCUCCCCAAUGCGUGCCAGAGAACACUGGCUAUACUUAUGCACUCAGUUCAAGCUACUCAUCAACUGCUCUAGAUUUUGAGACUGAACACAAACUGGACCCUGUGUUUGACUCCCCAAGAAUGUCAAGGCGCAGCUUACGUUUGUCUGCUGUAACAUAUAACACACCUGAGGAUUCACACAAUGAAGGCAUCUUUGGUGAUGGCAGCGGCUCCUAUGGUGGGAAAAAGGCAUUUGCAGACCAGUCAACUAAGUUUGUAAAGCAGCGUAAAAGUGUGGUGAAACAGUCUGGCUCUGUAAGACAUACCCCAAGAAAAAGUGUGCCCAGCUCUUCCAGUUUUAGCCACAGUAGUUUCAGUAGCCACGCGAGUGAUGGAUCUUUAAUGUCAACCAUAUUGGAUGAGUCUUCAAUACAGGAGCAGACAGCUGUUGACCAUUUUUGGGGUCUUGAUGAUGAUGGUGAUCUCAAAGGUGGAGACACUACAGUGGUUCAGGGCAAUGGUGACUUAGCAACAGCUGAGAACCAGACAACACUGAGCAAUGGGUAUACCUGCAGUGACUGCAGCAUGCUUUCUGAGCGGAAGGAGGUCCUCACAGCAUACUCGGCUGCUCGCAUGCCAUCCUCAAGAAUUUACUCCAGGGAUCGAAGCCAAAAACACAAGUCUAGGGGCCUCCCUUUCUACACAAAUCAGAUUCUGCGAGCAGCCAAGUAUACCACAACAUCUUUUUCAUCACUCAUAGUGCAGUUAUUUCAAAUGAUCUUGCUGAAGCUGGGCUAUGACUGUAAAGCUCACUCUAGCUACUGUGGAAGCAUGAAUGUAAAAGAAUUUCUCAGGGAAGAUGGCCACCUGGGUAUGAAUGGAGAAUCAAUGUGUGAUGACUGUAAGGGGAAGAAACACCUUGAAACACACACAACAGCCCACAUGCAAUCCUCAAGGUCUAAAAGAGUAGCAAGGACCAUUUGGCACAUCUUUUCUUACACAGGUUACUUCUUGCUACAUAUGUUACAAAGAAUGGGAACAGCAGGAUGGUUUGUGUCCAGGAAGAUUAUGUCACUCCUUUGGCUAGCUGUUGUGUCUCCAGGGAAGGCAGCUGCAGGAGUGUUCUGGUGGCUUGGGACUGGAUGGUAUCAACUUGUUACUCUGAUUUCUUUGCUGAAUGUGUUCCUUCUUACAAGAUGCCUUCCAAAGAUAUUCAGACUGCUGCUGUUUCUCCUCCCGCUAUUGCUGUUGCUAGGAUUAUGGCACUGGGGUACUGAAGGUUUCCUUUCGUUAUUGCCAGCUUUGAAUUGGACGGGCAUACACAGAAUACACAGCUGGGAAGAUUCUGCAAAUAUCAUUGAGCCUCAGCCCGAUGACUCUUAUGCUCUUCCAUACCCCGAUGAAACUAUGAAGGUAUUUGAUGCAGAUCGUGUGAUAGAGCUGGAAAAGAAAAUGGCCUUUAUGUCUAAGAGAUGGCAUCAUCGGGAUGAAGAAUAUAGUAAAAUGCUACUUCUCCUGCAAAGCCUUCAAGAUCAAGUUACCCAGAUGAAUGACAAAAGUGAAAUGCUGACACUCAUUAAAAAUGUGGUGGGCCAGCAUAUUAAAGAAAUGAAACCUGAUGAAACGCUACACCCAGCGCGUGACUUUCUGACCUUGCACCAAGAACAUGAAUGGCGCAUUGUAGCUUUAGAAGAUCUCCUUGCAAAACUCUCAGAAAAAUCAGAGGGCCUUCAAAAGGAACUUGAGCUAACCAAAGCACAAAGAAUGAGUGACACUGAUGAACAAAAUAAGCAUCUGUUAUCCAAGAUUAAACACCUAGAACUUGAGUUAGGUCGCAUGAAAUCAGACCUGCUAAGUUCACAGGGUUUGAAAACUUGCUGUGACAGAAUGGAUGCCCUUCAUGAAAAGGUAGAUGCCCAAGUUAAAGAAUCAGUCAAGAUCAUGCUUUUUGGCAACCAACAAGGAGACUUGCCAGAAUCACUGCUUCAGUGGCUAACAUCCAAAUUUGUGAGCAAGAGUGACUUGCAAAAUUUGUUACAAGAUCUGGAGUUGCAGAUCCUCAAGAACAUAACUCUCCACAUGUCUGUCGCAAAUACAAAGUCAACUUCAGAGGUAGUAACGAGCGUUGUGAAUGAGGCUGGGAUUUCAGGCAUCACAGAAGCGCAAGCACGCAUUAUUGUCAACAACGCACUGAAGCUCUUUUCACAAGACAAGACUGGCAUGGUUGACUUUGCCUUGGAAUCUGGAGGUGGCAGUAUUUUGAGUACUCGCUGUUCAGAGACGUACGAAACCAAAACAGCUCUAAUUAGUCUCUUUGGAAUUCCUUUGUGGUACUUCUCUCAAUCUCCUCGCGUAGUGAUCCAGCCUGACAUGUAUCCUGGAAACUGCUGGGCUUUCAAAGGAUCACAGGGAUAUCUGGUUGUCAGGCUUUCCAUGAUGAUCUAUCCUACAGCCUUCACCCUGGAACACAUACCAAAAACACUUUCACCAACAGGCAAUAUUACCAGUGCUCCAAAGGAUUUUUCAGUAUAUGGUCUUGAAAGUGAGUAUGAACAAGAGGGCGUACUUCUUGGGCAGUAUAUUUAUGAUCAAGAUGGAGAGCCAUUACAGAUGUUUCAAGUAACGGAGACAACUGAAAAACCAUUCCAGAUAGUGGAGCUAAGAAUUUUUUCUAACUGGGGCCAUACAGAGUACACUUGCCUCUAUCGGUUUAGAGUGCAUGGGAGACCUGCUGAAUGAAUCCUAUGUACCCUUUCCUACUUCUUGGUGUAUAUUUUUUCUGUUUAUAUGUAUAUAAAGGGAAAGCCUGGAACACUGGAAUUCUUAAAAGAUACGUGAUGGGCUGCAGGUUCCAAGUUCUUGGCUAAGUAUAGAAGACUGCCAACAGAAUUGUAUAUCAAACCAAAUGGUUAUUUGCUCGGAUGCUCAGCUUGUACCUUCCAGACAGCUUUAUAUUUUUAACGUGUUCAUUCUAAGAAAAAUAUUGCAUGCCAACCGCUCUCAUUUGCAAAACUCAGUUAACAAGCUAGUAAAUAUCUAUUUUAUUACUUUGCAAUAUAAGCUUUUUAAAACUUCUUUUUUUGGCAGCUAGGAAUCUGUUUUCAUUGCGGUGGCUCACCUUCCCCACGUAUAUGAUUUUUAAAAAACGACCGUGGAAGCAGUCUACCAUGUUCUGCAGUUAAAUAGUUUCCAGUCACUUUGACGGGGUUUGCAUGUGGUUCCAGCACAAGCCCUCUUUAAGGGAUGGAGACUGUGUGGCACCAGUAGUUGCUACAUUGCCUUUUGGCCACAACCUCCCAGACCUGGUGCCACUUCACAUACUUUAAAUUCUCAGCAGGAUUUGACACCAGUGUUGUGUUUUUGAGGGAAAGGUUCUGAUUUCAUCUGGAAUUGUCUAAGAACAUCUUGCUAAAAGACACAUUUGGUAAGAAUAUAUUGUUUUAAUGUUACAGAUAGGAAAGGAAUAGAGCCAGAAGUCUAUUCAGACUGGUAACCAAACUGGAAAAAGAAAAGAAAAAAGCAUCAUUAACAGGUGUUUUAAACAUAAAUGGGUUUAAAUUUUGAUUUUUUAACAACUUUCCUUUUAAGCAAGUUGAUGGUUACAGUAGCUAAUAGCAGUUGAAUGAAUUAGAAGGUUUCCAUGAGUGUUAAGUACAAAUUUGGCCAAGCUUUUGAGCGUAUUAUCAACAGAAGUAUAUGCUGAAUAAAGGAGGAAGAGGUCUCAUCAAUAAGAAAUGGCCUGAAAGAUGGGAAAUAAUAAGGAAGUGGAAGAAUUAAAAGGAUGAUGCCAGAAAUGCUAAACCUCAGAUGAGGCAACCUGCAACCAUGUUUCAUCCCUGGGGCUUAUUCACACAUUCUCUUUUGUGCAGUUAAAUAUCCCAAGCCUCACUGGGUAUUCUGGGGUUGCUGCUAAUCUCUGGAAAGCCAGAGGAAACUUCACAAGAUUGAAUGUUGUUGAAACCUCAGGGAAAAGUUUUGACAACACUUCUCCCAAAACAACUGUUUAAAAAAACACCCACACAAUAACAUGGUUAUGAACUUCAAGACAGAAAAUGAAGUUUUCCUAGAGCUCUUGUUACACAUGGAACUUGUUGCAUGCCCCGACAACUUGACAUCUUUUAAAUUGGAAUUAUUAUUAGAAAACUUCCUUAGAAAAAAGAUUCCUGAAAGUGGUGGUGUGUGAAAAUCUUACCUUACGUUUUGCUUUUUUGGAGAGUUUAUAAUAAUUGUUCUUUUGGGAACGACAAAAUGGAGAGUUAAUGUAUGUUGCACAAAGAGUCCUCAAAUAUUUAUAGAGAGUUUUAUUUCCAGAAGACCAUUUGCUCGCCUAAGUUCAGCUAGAAAUAGAACCAAUGGCCUAUUGAGAAGAGCUUGUUAAAACCUGUACAGCUGUUACAUAAACUGUAGGUUAAAUAUAUAAAUCAGAAUUAUCCUGUAUAAAUCCAAAUGGGGGAAGUUGACGGGGUGGGGAAUAUUUUGCAUAACACUAACUUAUUUUUUAAAGACGUGAGAUAGGACUUUGUGCAAUGUAUUUUUGUAAAUGCUUUUUUCAAAAUAUUUGUCUCUGGUAUCCUUUGCUGCCUCCAAACUGACAAGAAGCUAUUGAAAAUGUUUUAAGAGUUUAACUUUUGGAAAGUGCAUGUAAUAUUUGGAACUAAGUAAUAAAAGUUUUCUUUUUUUCCCC
Molecule: messenger RNA, 4970 nt
Organism: Podarcis muralis (Common wall lizard)
Lineage: Eukaryota; Metazoa; Chordata; Lepidosauria; Squamata; Lacertidae
Source: RefSeq, a predicted model, not a curated record